GGUCUCUUCGUGUGUGUUUGUGUUUUGGGCUUGUAGUUGGAUGCUACGGCUUUUUGUGAAUGGAGGAGAGACGCUCGGGCUGACAGGAUGGACAGACGUCUUUAUGUCCCUUAGGGAUGGAGAUGAGACCGGCUCAGAUUUGAGACGACACUCAGGCACACUAGCAGACACCUGCAGAUCAGGAGGGAUUCCUCGGAGAGGAUGGCACACACAGAUGAGGACCUGAUUGGGAUCCCUUUCCCGAACCAUAGCAAUGAUGUCCUGUGCAGCCUUAACGAGCAACGACGGGACGGGUUGCUUUGUGAUGUCAUCCUAGUCGUCAGAGACCAAGAGUACCGCACCCAUCGUUCCGUGCUGGCCGCAUGUAGUCAGUACUUUAAAAAACUCUUUACCGUGGCAACCGGUACCGGCAGGGACUCAAACCAACAUGCCAUCUACGAGCUGGACUUUGUGGCGCCGGACUCGCUGACGGCCAUUUUGGAGUUUGCGUACACGUCGACGCUGACGGUAACAGCGUCGAACGUCAAAGAGAUUCUGACCACGGCGAGGCUGCUAGAAAUUCCUUGCAUCGUAAACGUUUGUCUAGAAAUUAUGGACACGGGAGGAGGCAGUGGAGGAGGGCACGGGGUGAAAGGCGAGGAGUUUGAGGGGGACGAUGAGGAAGACGAGGAGGAGGAUGACGAGGAAGAAAUGGAGGCAGAAAAUGACUCAAAAGAUGGGGAUGAUCGUGUAGGUGAUAAUAUCUGUGAAAAAUUGGCACAAGGGGAGCUGUCCGAAAACCAGGACAGCCAUAAAAGCUGGGAUGAGAGGGGAGUGAACAGCCAGCCCUGCAGCUCGCAACAGGGGGUACACCUUGAACGGGACAGCAAAUAUGCCCAAAGACACCAGUUGGACACCCCGGAAGCCCAACGUGCUGACAAACCCAGAGGCCCAGAGGGAUUAGAGGGCCGUGCACUGAAGGAUUUCUCUAUAGAGUCCCUACUUCAGGAAGGACUGUACCCGAAAGUGGCUGGCUUGGAAAGGGGGGCCGGCUUCUCACCUCUCAUCCCCAGCUUUUACGCUCCCAUGUGGGCACCGGAGUUCCCAGGAUACCCGCAGCUUCUGGAGGCCCGUCACCCUUCUCACCCCUUCCCAACCGCCUCGCUGGAAAACGGCCCGCUGGACCUCGCCAUCAAGAAAGAAGUCAUCAAAGAAGAGGUGAAGGACGAGCCCUCAAACCCUGUCUUUCACAAAGACUUCCUCAAAGACUUCAUGAGUCCAGGAUUGAGUGUGACCUCUGACCCUGCUCUCGGUCAGAUCAAGGAUGGUGCAGACCUGCGGUCUUACCUGAGUUUUCUUUCUGCAUCGCACCUGGGCACACUGUUUCCUCCAUGGCAGCUGGAGGAGGAGAGGAAGAUUAAACCCAAAGCAUCACAGCAGUGUCCGAUCUGCAACAAGGUGAUUCAAGGGGCGGGGAAGCUGCCACGACACAUGCGAACCCACACAGGAGAGAAACCCUACAUGUGUACCAUCUGCGAGGUCCGCUUCACCAGGCAAGACAAGCUAAAGAUUCACAUGCGCAAGCACACCGGCGAGAGGCCGUACAUCUGCCUGCACUGCAACUCAAAGUUUGUUCACAACUACGACCUGAAGAACCACUUGCGCAUCCACACGGGUGUGCGGCCGUAUCAGUGCGAGCAUUGCUACAAGAGCUUCACGCGCUCCGACCACUUGCACAGACACAUCAAACGGCAGAGCUGCCGCGUCUCGCGCCCACGACGGGGCCGAAAACCCUCCGCCUGGCGCUCCACCAGCUUCCUCUUUCCUUCAGACCCCAACCCCCACCAAGGAGAUCGGACCAUGCGGUUGCCCGCCGCCGGUGCGCCCUUGCUAUCUCAGUUAGCUGAGAGACAGGCAGCUGGGCGGCCGCUGGAGGACGUGGAUGGUGGAAGCGGCAACAGCCGCGAGAGCCUGACGGACAGGAAGCACGUCUCAGAGGAUGUGGAGAGGAAACGAGGGGUGUUCGCUUUCGCCUUGGCAACGGAGGACGUUCUGCCUCACCCACCCUUCUAUUCCGUGACCUCUGACCCCUGGGCCGUGAGACUGGAACGAGCCCCGCCCAUUCCCGAGGCUGCAAAGUGACUUUUUUUUAAAGUUUCCCGUUUAAAUCCUGAGCUCUUAACCUGAACAAACUUUCUCAGAAUAGGUUCAGAAAAUAAUAGACUUUGGCAUUUUUAAAUGUCAGAUUCAAAGGGGACGACAAGGAUUUUAAAUACUUGUUAAAUGAUCAGAGGUGGACAUGUCACAGGCCAAGUUUUUGGAUGCUUCAGCCUUUGCUAACAAGGGUAAAUGAAACAGAAAGUGAGAUUUGCUCAUAGCCUGUUCAGUGCAAUCGGUAUGUGAAACAUUCAUGCAAAAAUGUAAGAAUCAGGUAAUAAAGAGGAAAACGUAAGUCCUGCUGAAAUACGUUAUAAGCUUUGAUGCAUUCUCUCUCUCUCUCUCUCUCUUUUUUAAUUGAACAGAUUUAAAUGAAGGCAUUUCAGAAAUUAAAAACGAAUGAAAUUACAAACGUAACACAUUUUAUAUCCACUAUGCAAAAUAUGAUAAAAGUGGGAAUAUUUUUAGAAUUAAAACAAAUUAGAAAAACUGUAAUCUCAGGAUUUGACCGAUUGUUUUUAACUGCCAAAUGUAAAUAAUUAUGCAUAAUAAGAUGUCAAAUAAACAACAACAACGAAAGAAAUCAUUGAGGUUAUCUUAAUCUUACACGAACACUUUCUUACUAUUUUACGCUGCGAUCAGCGCCUCGAAUCGACUCUUGAUCAGGAUGCUUUCGCCAGCACCAUAAUGCAUAAUCGUAGUGAUGUCAUGACAUCGCUGACUUUAUUUCUAUACUGAACAUCUGUAAAACAACCAAAGAUGUGUUGUGAGACCCAAACUUGAAAGGCUUUUUAAAAUCCAACUUUAUCUCUUUGCAAAGCAGGAAGUCUUUUUCCACAUAUGAAUUGUUGCUUUAAGUGUCUAAAGCUGCGUACACACUGCCAGGGA
Molecule: messenger RNA, 3024 nt
Organism: Xyrauchen texanus (razorback sucker)
Lineage: Eukaryota; Metazoa; Chordata; Actinopteri; Cypriniformes; Catostomidae
Product: zinc finger and BTB domain-containing protein 7C-like
Exons: 3
Coding region: 202-2121 (639 amino acids)
Biological process (GO): regulation of transcription by RNA polymerase II
Molecular function (GO): DNA-binding transcription factor activity, RNA polymerase II-specific; RNA polymerase II cis-regulatory region sequence-specific DNA binding; protein binding
Source: RefSeq, a predicted model, not a curated record